Messenger RNA from Felis catus (domestic cat), 4487 nucleotides. RefSeq names its product axonemal dynein light chain domain containing 1 (gene AXDND1). NCBI's taxonomy places the organism in Eukaryota, Metazoa, Chordata, Mammalia, Carnivora, Felidae. The coding region runs from base 1086 to 4277 and encodes 1063 amino acids. The transcript is spliced from 26 exons. The record is from RefSeq and is a predicted model, not a curated record.
CUUGAUAAACUGUAUAAGCCGAGAGCUGUAAUUUUAGGGCCUCUGAAGUUCAGUCUUCUUAUGGUUCCAAACUAGAAAUGUAUAGUCACAACACCGAUGAAGAUGGAGAAACACAAAUACAAUUUGCAGGAAAAUUACUGUCCCCCUGCUUCUGCAUUGUUUCUGCCCUUAGCCGAUUUUGGUGACUGCCAGUUCAUGUGUGCUCUACGAGUGCUAUGUGUGUAUUUUAAUUGUUGGGAAAUCUAGAGAAAAACUAGGGUGAUGGGAUAGGGUUAAAGGCUAAAAUGCUCAGACAGCCAAGGUGGUUGCCUAGGAGAAUUAGAAGGGACCACAGGGAUUGUGCUGUUUUUAUUUUCAACACUUGCUCAUAUUUUUCAUUGCUAUUACCCUGAACAUCAAAAACCAAAUCCGUCAGCACAGGACAGUAGAACGGUCCAGUUGAUUUUCAAAUACCAUGGACUGAAGGUGUUUGGGCCGGGCUUGUACUGUGCUUGGUACUAAGGAAUGGGGCUGUUGAACAAGAAAAAUAUGCAAAACAACAUAAAAGUGGGAGAGAUCGAUGGAAAAACAAAUCUCUUACGGGACGCUGGCUCCAACUCAUCGAUACCUGCUGUCGGGAGCCACUGAGGUCCUUCCCGGGGGAGGGGAAGAGCGACCCCGGCCACUGCUAGCGCCUGCGCACUGGCGACGACCUGCGGGCGGAAGCACCGGGAUCUAGACACUUUCGCACUCCGUGAGAACGGCCCGAUUAAAUAUUUCUGUAUUCUGUUGCUGCUGAACCUAUGCCGCGGUGAAAACCCCCGAAUCCCCGAGUGUUGGGAUUGUUAGCUGUCUCCCCGCUCCGCAGGCACCGCCCAAGACAGCCCCCAGUGAGCGUUGCGAAAGCUCGGGGUCCUGGGUUUCUAUGACAACACGCAGGCGUUCCGGGAAAGGGCGAAGCGACCAGAUGUCUGGCGGGAAACACAAUUCACAGGACAGUGUGGCAAACCUGCCAAAUCCCAGGACGCCGAGGAUUUGUUUCUAAGUUAGCUUUUUGGAGGGACGUUCCAAAUUACUAAAGAAAGUGGUAGGAGGCAUUGUUGAUUAUGUCUCUUCCAAAAACGCCCUCCACAUUGCUAACCUCCGUGUCAACGGCAGAGGGCAAAAAAUUAAAAGUCUCUGCAUCCAAGGAAGAGACAGGACUGCCUGAACUAAAGGAGAAAAAAACUAUGGUGGAUCGUUCAAAACCCCUUCCUUCAUCCCUUCAGAAUGAGUUCAUCCCUGAGGAAGUUCUUCUUUCUCUGGCCUCUGCAGCCAAUGCUGGUCCUUGUCCUGAAAACUUCCUGCCUCCUAAGAAGACUAAAACCCCAAAGGGCACUCUUCCGCGUCCGACUGACCAAGUCUGGCAUCACCCUAUUCGAAGAACUAAGUUCAAGUACCUGAUUGACCAUCCCGUUUCCCUAACGGGUGCUGGAAGGGAUAUUUCUUUUCUGUAUGAUGUUAAAUAUGUUAAAGGAGAGACUAGGGAGAGUUCGCUUUGUCCCCCACGUUUGGACCGUUCAUUACAGUCAAAUGAUGGUGUCAUUGUGCCUCAUAAGCCAAAGAAACUAACAGACACUUUGAUUCCUGAAGAAUUUCAUAUUGUGUCAAAUACAGGAGUUUCAGGUUUGGAGUGUUAUGAUGACAAAUAUACUACUCUCCUCACAGAUCAUGAAAACAGGCUAUUGCUCUUCCCAUCCAUGAAACCUAAUAAAAGAGUAGAAGUUGUCCAACUGAAUGAUGUGAUGGACGCCAUGCUAGAGAGGGCUGGUGUGGAGAAUCAGGAAUACACAGGGCCAACCAAGAUGCACAAACUACUGCAUAUGCUGAAGAAGGAACAGACUAUUUACAAUACAGUAUUUCAUGAACUUAUUCGACAAGUCAGUGUGGACUGUGCAGAUAGGGGAGAACUACUGUCCAAAAUCAGAGAGCGGUAUGUACAAAUGCUUGACCAAAUUGCCCGGCAGAUGAUUGACUUCUACAAAGACAUGGUAACUCAGCGAAUAAUGGACCAGCGCAUUUUGGAAGAAUUGUACAAUUUUAAGAAUGUUACUGAAGAACUGACCAGGGAGCUGUGUCUGGUUCGGGCACAUGAUAUGAAAUUAACAAAGGAAGCAGAGAAGGCCCACAGGGAUUUGGCACAAGCUCUCUUAGAUGCUGAAAAGAAUGCUAAGAUUGUAGAAGAAUACCAUGACUUAUACACAUUGCAAAGAGGAAGGAUGGAGUGUGAUAUUAAACAGUUAAUGUCAGAAAGAGAUGUCUGGAGCUCAGCCACAUAUGAAUUGGCCCUAAAGGUAAUUGAAAGAAAUAGAGUUGUGUUGGCUAAAAGACUUUACCUCAAUGAAAAAGGCUGGAAUAAAUAUGCUAAGCAUUUCAUCAUACUGCUGUCAGCCAAGGACACUGCAGACCUUGCACUGUUGCAGAAAUUGACACAGAAAUGGAGAAACUUAAUGAAUAAAUUUAAAAAUGAAGUGGAACAAAAUGAAGAAUCUAUAAGGGAGAGAUUACAAAUUGUUAAGGAUGGCCUUACCAAAUGGCAGCAGUUUUUCAGAAAUAAUAGUGAAAAAGACAUUUUAUCUCCUGAUAAAGAAAAUAUAUUUGAAUCAGUUAUUCCAGAUUUCAAGCAGUGGCAAAAGAUGCUGAAUGAAGAUAAAGAAAAGUUUACUGGAGAUUGUCUGGUGUCGAAAUAUGAUUCUCUCAAGAUUAUUAAACAUUUACAGGAAAACUGGACAGAUAUUGGGUUUGGGAUAUUUGGUCGCCAUAAAAGUAUGGAGGGGGAGCUGCCACCAGAGCAACAGCACAUGAAGGAAAUUGUGAAAACCAUUGGAAGACUCUACAAAGAAUUUGAAAUAAGAAUAAAUGGGGAUAAUGGUAUCUCUAAAAUUCUUUCAAGUUUGAUUAGUUCUCUUGAAUUCUGUUCUUUCAAGAUGGAAAGUGUCCUGGAGUUUCCUGAAAUGCAUCUUAAAGAAUACGAGGAACUUAAUGAAAAAAUUAAUGAAAUAAUAUCUCAGUUGGAUGCCUCAUUAAACAUUGUUGGUACCAUCCCUCCGUAUAUAGACACGGAUUCUGGCUCGGUGCUUCAAGCACAAAUAUUUAACAUGAUUCAACAAUGGCUUUUGAAGAUAGGCAAUGAGAUUAACAAUGGUAACAUUGAACUUCAGCACCAGAUGGAUGAGUUGCAUAUAUCUAUGAUCCAGUGGAUGGUAAGCUUGCUGAUUUUAAUGGUGCCUGACUUUACUGACCAAGACACUCUCCCAAAGUUGGAAAAGGAAAGUGCUGAGAAACAUGAUGUAAGAGUUGCAAAGUUAGAGCUGGACGCAAUCGCACUGGCCAGAAAGUUGUCGCAAUACUCGAGCUAUUUGAACAGUUGUUGCAAAGGGAUGGUAACAGCUAUGGCUCUGAAUAAAGCAGGUCACUUAGAAAAAAAUCCCACUAAGGAUCUUCAUGAACUGAAUGAGAUGAAGAGAGAAUGUCAUGAGUGGAUCACCACAUGUUCUCACCUCCUUUCUGGGCUUAAAGGCAGAAUAAUAAAGUUACUCACACCGGAAGAAAAGGAGUACCUGUUUGGAGAAGAGGAUUUUGUAAAAGAAUUAAUUGAGCCUGAAACAGACAGGCUUUUUAGAGAAGGUGAAGGAGAAAGUAUGGAGGAUAAGAAACUUGAGAAGGAAAAGGAAGAAGAGAAAGAAGAGAAGCCUUCAACAUCCAGAGAAGAGGAAAGACUCAUUCGAAUAAUUGAAAAAGAUGAAAACGUUCAUACCAAACCUCUAUUUGAAACCGAUGUAUUCUCUUCCUGGAGAGAAUCAGCUAGUCAAGGCACACUGGCCCCAAAGUAUCUUGAAGCAAUGGCUAUAAUUGAACGCACACAGGAGAAGCUGAUUUGGUUGGGUAUCUCCAAGUCUUCUGCUAAUGGCAAUGAAGUACACUGCUUCCACAGGAACAUCCGUCCUCGCCCACGGUGGAGAUGGAGGGAGGGAACGUGUGUGUACGUGGGGAAUAGGGUGUUAGGAGGGUCUAUUCAGUGUGUUUCUAAGAGACGAGCUAGAGACGGAGCUGGGAGAAAUACUCUGCAAGAAAGAAUGCUACAUAACCCCAAGAGUAGGAAGGGCGAUAUAGUCAAGAUGGUUGUGAGUACCAAGAGAAGAGCACAGCCAUGUAGACAUAUAACACGCACUCUAGGAAUUAAGAAGCACGUUUCAAAUUGGCUUUAUUUUUUGUCAGAUCUGGUUUUAGAGGUUCUGGAAAAGAAAGGACACUAUUGAUUUAGUAUGGUGGAUCACAUCAAUGAAGAGGAGCCAAAAUUAGCUACUGAAAAAGGGGUUCCUUGGCUAUUGAUGGGAAAUCCAAAUACCCAAAGUCAGAUUUCACUAAGAAAUUAUAAGUAUGUUGCAUCCUUUUUUUUAAAGUUUUAUUUUAUUUUUUGAGAGACAGAGAGAGACAGAGCAUGAGCAGGGGAGGGGCAGAGAGAGAGG